AUGUCUGCAGACGAAUUUAAGAAACAAGGUAACGCUGCGUUUGUAGCCAAAGACUUCUCUAAAGCUGCAGAUUUCUUCUCGCAAGCCAUUGAGGCUUCUGAGACCGCCAAUCAUGUUCUAUUUUCAAACAGGUCGGCGUGUUACACGUCUUUGAAGAAAUUCAGAGAAGCUCUGGAGGAUGCGGAAAAGUGUGUUGCGAUCAACCCUACGUGGUCUAAAGGGUAUGGUAGAGUAGGUGCUGCCCACUUCGGUCUAGGAAACCUGGACGAUGCGGAAAAGGGCUACAAGAAGGCCCUGGAAAUUGACCCCUCAAACAAACCGGCCCAGGAUGGUCUUGACCAAGUCCACAGAACGCAGCAGGCCAGACAGCAGCAACCAGAUCUGGGAUUUGGCCAGCUCUUCAACGACCCCAAUAUGAUCGAAAAGCUCAAACAGAACCCAAAAACUGCGGAGUUGAUGAAGGAUCCUCAGCUGGUGGCCAAGGUCCUGCAAUUCAAGUCGAACCCUCAAGCGAUGGGCACCGAGUUUUUGCAAGAUCCUCGCAUGAUGACUAUCAUGGCUGCUCUUCUAGGUAUUGACCUGAGUAUGGGUGGCGAGGGCCAGCCACAGGAGCCCGCGAGCUCUGCCAAGGAGCCAGAAGUUGCCAAGUCGCAAUCCGCUCCCAAGGAAACCCCCAAAGCUGCACCUGCUGCCACUGAGCCUUCAAAGUCAGCGGCCGAAGAAGAACCCAUGGAAGUGGACGAGCCAGAGCAAGAUUCCAAAGCUGCCGCUGAAGCUUCAAAGGCCGAGGGUAACAAAUAUUACAAAUCACGCCAAUUCGACCAAGCUAUUGAAAAAUACAAUGGCGCUUGGGAAUUGCACAAAGAUAUCACAUAUCUAAACAAUCGUAGUGCCGCCGAAUUUGAGAAAGGUGACUAUGACCAAGUUAUCGAAACUUUAACAGAAGCUGUUGAACAGGGGAGAGAAAUGAGAGCAGAUUAUAAGAUCAUUGCCAAGUCUUUUGCCCGUAUUGGUAACGCCUACGUGAAAAAGGAUGACUUGAAGAAAGCUAUUGAGUUUUACCAGAGAUCCUUAACCGAGCACCGUACCCCAGAAAUCCUAACGAAAAUGAGGAACACGGAAAAGGACUUGAAGACCCGCGAAGUGGAAGCAUACAUCGACCCAGAAAAGGCAGAGGAAGCGAGAUUGGAAGGGAAAGAGUACUUCACGAAAGGUGACUGGCCAAAUGCAGUUAAGGCCUACACGGAGAUGAUCAAAAGAGCCCCAGAAGAUGCGCGUGGCUACUCGAACAGAGCCGCUGUUCUUGCUAAGCUAAUGUCCUUCCCGGAUGCUAUCAAGGAUUGCGAUAUGGCUAUCUCUAAAGAUCCAAACUUUGUUAGGGCUUAUAUCAGAAAAGCUACUGCCCAAAUCGCUGUGAAAGAUUUUGCUAAGGCCAUCGAAACUCUAGAUGCUGCCCGCUCGAAGGACGCCGAAGUCAAUAAUGGGGCUAACGUUAGGGAAAUUGACCAACUCUAUGUGAAGGCUUCUCAGCAGAGAUUCCAGCCUGCGGAUUCAAAUGAAACACCUGAGCAGGCCUAUUCUAGAGCCAUGCAAGAUCCAGAGGUUGCCUCUAUUAUGCAAGACCCAGUCAUGCAGAGCAUUUUAUCCCAAGCUCAGCAGAAUCCUGCUGCUCUGCAAGAGCAUAUGAAGAAUCCAGAUGUAUUCAGCAAGAUUCAGACUUUGAUUGCUGCGGGCAUCAUUCGCACUAGAUAG
Messenger RNA from Lachancea dasiensis, 1752 nucleotides. The record is from the annotation of a GenBank genome assembly. NCBI's taxonomy places the organism in Eukaryota, Fungi, Ascomycota, Saccharomycetes, Saccharomycetales, Saccharomycetaceae.